AUGACGGCGCCCGAAGACGAGAUGGCUUCCCUUGCGAUCAGCUCGCAGUCUAAAGCCAUGCUGGCUAAGGUCCGGAAACUCGUACCGCCGCUCCUGGAACACUUCCACAAAGGCCAGCUAGGCCGCGUCGCAGUUAUCGGAGGCUCAGCAGACUACACAGGCGCGCCAUACUUCAGUGCUAUGGCGUCCGCUCGGCUAGGAUGUGAUCUCAGCUACGUCUUCUGUGAGCCCUCGGCGGCACCCACGAUCAAGAGCUACUCUCCCAAUCUUAUGGUCAGCCCUAUAUUGAGAUCUGUGCACUCUCUCAGCAAAGAGCAACAAGCAGAUCAGCCGGAUGGUCCCGCGCUUGCAGAACCGAUCAUCAGUAUGCUGCCCCGACUACAUGUGCUUGUGAUCGGACCAGGGCUGGGCAGAGAUGUGGUCACGCAGAAACAAGUGAAAGAAGUCAUAAAAGCAGCUAGGAAAAAUGAUCCUCCAUUGCCCAUGGUGUUGGACGCGGAUGCCUUGUGGCUGAUUCAGGAGGAACCAUCACUCAUUGAGGGCUACAAGGAGUGCAUACUGACUCCCAACGUGGUCGAGUUCGGGAGGUUGGCAAAGAAGCUCGGCGUAAAAACCGAUGGUGAUGCCUCGAAGGUGUGCCAAAGUCUUGCGGACAGGCUAGGUGGCGUGUGUAUCAUACAGAAGGGACCAGUUGACCAUAUCUCGCAAGGCCGGGAGACUACCACAUCCGACUUCGAAGGUGGCCUGAAACGCUCUGGUGGUCAGGGAGAUACGCUCACAGGUUCUCUCGGCACCUUCCUUGCUUGGAGACAGAUAUAUCAUGAGGGUCUGUGGGAUGUGGGCAAGGAGCCAAUGGACCGUGCCGAGACGUUGCUUGUCGCUGCAUUCGCUGGUAGCGCAAUCACACGCGAAUGUUCCAGACGGGCGUACAGGAAGAUGCAACGGAGUCUGCAAGCCAGCGAUCUCACCGAGGAAGUCCACGCCUCUUUCCUGGCGCUGGUUGGGGAGCCGGACAGCCAGAAGUCAAAUUUGUAA
Molecule: messenger RNA, 1035 nt
Organism: Cyphellophora attinorum
Lineage: Eukaryota; Fungi; Ascomycota; Eurotiomycetes; Chaetothyriales; Cyphellophoraceae
Product: ATP-dependent (S)-NAD(P)H-hydrate dehydratase
Exons: 1
Coding region: 1-1035 (344 amino acids)
Biological process (GO): metabolite repair
Molecular function (GO): ATP-dependent NAD(P)H-hydrate dehydratase activity
Source: RefSeq, a predicted model, not a curated record